GCGGGAGAACGCAGCAGAUAGAACCCUCGUAACUUCCAUUCACUGUCGCCUCCUCUUUGAACGCGCCGCUACAUUUUCCACGAUCCCGGAACCCUCGCACGGGAGUCGCUGAGCCCUCGCAGCAUCUGAGGCGCACAACACAACCCAGUCCUCUUAAGAGCAAAUCUCGCGAUGGAGCAAAGGGCAGGGGGAGUCGCUUUCGCGGCGCUGCUCUUCAGCGCGACAGCAAAGGCGCAUGAGCACCACAUGAACAACAUAGCAGAAGGCCAAGCCGUCUCAGAAGAUCCAAUUGACUCGAUAUUAUGGAUACAUAUACUCGUCCAGACACUGGCUUGGGGAAUCAUCUUUCCUACGGGAAUGGUGCUUGGUAUAACACGAUCGAAAUGGCACGUCCCUGUCCAAACAAUCGGCUCCCUCCUCGCUGUCUUCGGAUACUUCCUCGGCCAUAGACACAAAGGCAGACAGUUCACAGAGAAUAUCCACGCCACAUUUGUCCCCGUCAUAAUGCUCAUCCUCAUCGUCCAAGUCGUCAUGGGCGUGUUCCUGAAGCUCCACAUCGAGAAGGGCAUAUACGGGAAGAUACGCAAGAUUGUAGUCAUGAUGCAUGGUUUCUUGGGCAAGAUGCUGCCUAUUGUGACAUGGGUUCAGUUCGUCUUUGGAGGUAUCACAGCAAUGGGCUUCUGCAGGGCCGACCACACCGGUCAGUGUCUGGCGCAUUUCAUCAUGGGAGGAGCCUUCAUCGCCUACGGAAUCAUCCUUAUCAUAUUGCUUUUGGUCGGACAAAUGUGGCUCAAGAGAACGGGACGAAGUCAGGAGUUCUUCGACUCGAUUGUCAUUGCUGCAUGGGGUUGCGUCAACACCUUCACAGAGCACCGAUGGGGUGGACCCUGGGUACACAACGACUUGCAGCACACAUCUAUGGGCAUUGUGUGGUGGGCCGCCGGCCUGGUGGGCAUUUGGCUCAGCCGUACAAGAGGCGGGCAACCGAAGCGAAACCUCAUCCCUGGCAUGGUCAUCUUUGUGACUGGGUGGGCCAUGUCGUCGCAUCCUCAACAUUUGCCUAUCUCGACCAUGAUACAUACUGUUUUCGGAUACACCCUUAUGGCUGCGGGCGCUGCUCGCAUGAUCGAAAUCGCUUUUGUUUUGAAGGACCGCAACGCAACCACGGCAGACGGAUCGGACCCCAACAGCUUCCAGUACAUGACGCCAUUCCUCCUUAUCGCAGGUGGAUUCUUGUUCAUGGGCGCCACAGAGGAACAGAUGCAGUUCCUCGCCGACGCAAACGUCACGCACGUGUCUUACGUUCUUAUCCUCUUUAGCAUCGCUUUCGUUUUGUUUCUCUUCGUCAACAUGCUCGUCCAUCUCUACGCCGUACAUGCAUGGGGUCAGGACUCAAAAGCCGACGCUGAAGAUCUUCGCACAAACGGUCACGCGAAUGGUAUGCCCAACGGUUACGCCAGGGCUGACACCAGAGUCCGAGACGCAGAGGAGUUCGAGCUGGACGGUCUUGCCUCGGAUGACGAAGAUGACAACGCACCCUUGAUGAACAAGGAGGGUAGAUCGCUCGUUUCGCAUUAGUGCAUUUCUGCUUCAUUUUAGGGUAACGAAAUAUAGAAUUAGGCGUUUAUCAUAGCAUUGAAUAUUGCUGUAUUUUCAAAUCUCUGUACUAUAGUAACAUACCAGAUCCACUGUCGAGGCAUCAUAUUGGGAAUAAACCGAACGUAAAUCAUAAUCGCUUGCACUCGUCUCUCACAUACAUCAUAUCCUGCG
Messenger RNA from Dothidotthia symphoricarpi CBS 119687, 1770 nucleotides. RefSeq lists its product as uncharacterized. The coding region runs from base 172 to 1578 and encodes 468 amino acids. The transcript is spliced from 4 exons. NCBI's taxonomy places the organism in Eukaryota, Fungi, Ascomycota, Dothideomycetes, Pleosporales, Dothidotthiaceae. The record is from RefSeq and is a predicted model, not a curated record.